UGAUGAAGUAAUGGGUUACUGGGUAUAUCAGCCAUUCACUGACCGUCAAGACAGCAUGCCUGAGCAGAUAUGUCCGUAGCACAAUGCUAGAGCCCGGCGGAUGUGAUGCAUCUAGACACAAAUAGCCUCGGAUUGUACCAUGGCAGUGUGCCUGGAAGCCCCCAGCCACGCGUUCGCUCCCACGACGAAGGCGAAGCUAAACCCGUCGAUAUGCCCAUUCAGGAACCUCAGGCGCAAAGACGGGCGGUCGCCAACGUCCACCGUGCAAAGAUGACUGUUGGUAACGCGAACGCCUCCGCACGAAUGAGUCGUGCACAGCCCCGCCUUAAGCCGACACAGCUGGCGCGCCACUGGCCUGCAAGGGGCCAAAUUCCGCCUCAUACGGCGCAACGGAAAGCGCGUCGAUAGGGGCGACCGGCGUCGGGCUGACAGGACAUGAAGACAGAACAGGCGUCUCCCCGACCACCGCAGCGCGAGAUGCCCAUCGAAGAAGGGGUCGAGCAGAAUGCAACUAGCGUACUCACACAUGCCCGAUCGUUACGUUCCCUGGUGCAGCCGUGCACGGCUCCAGGGAAGACAGCAGCGUAGAGAGCCCGCGAGCCAUGUUGCAGAUGAGUAUCCGACUUUGCCGGGGCCAGCGUCCUAGCGUCCCGCGAGCGUCGAGCGUCGAGUCGAGGCGACGAACGGCGGCGAUCAAGCACGGAGCGUACUCGAGGGUCGGUCGAGCGCGGCGAAAGUGUGAGGGUGCGAGAUGGAGGCAAGCCAGCAACCAGCAACGAGUGGCGAGAAGACGGGGGUAGAGGCGAGCACGUAUGCAGAUAAGCUUCCGCCGGAUUGUACUGGCAGCGCGAGGACAGGACACACGGGAAACGUCGCAGUCGUGAUUGCGGUCGCGGGGGAAUGCGUAUGUCACUGUGUGUAUGCGCACACGGAAUCGGGUGUGGCGUACUGCGUCCGAGCCGUGGUGGUAUACCGGGCGGAUCCUGUGACCGGUGCGAUGGCCCUCGGAGUCAGUUGACUUUGUGGUGGGCGCAGAUGGGCGAGUGCGACUUGCGCAAUAAAGACGACGAGGUAAGACGAGAAGUUAACGCUACGGAGAGCGAGGUGCGCAACACACGGGAGG
This is a messenger RNA of Dichomitus squalens LYAD-421 SS1, 1123 nucleotides long. RefSeq lists its product as uncharacterized. The coding region runs from base 211 to 408 and encodes 65 amino acids. The record is from RefSeq and is a predicted model, not a curated record. The transcript has a single exon. NCBI's taxonomy places the organism in Eukaryota, Fungi, Basidiomycota, Agaricomycetes, Polyporales, Polyporaceae.